Molecule: messenger RNA, 4468 nt
Organism: Lates calcarifer (barramundi perch)
Lineage: Eukaryota; Metazoa; Chordata; Actinopteri; Centropomidae
Product: dihydropyrimidinase-related protein 2
Exons: 16
Coding region: 1-2169 (722 amino acids)
Cellular component (GO): cytoplasm; cytosol
Molecular function (GO): hydrolase activity, acting on carbon-nitrogen (but not peptide) bonds, in cyclic amides
Source: RefSeq, a predicted model, not a curated record
AUGUCUGAAAGGGGUCGUGAGAGGUGUUCUCAGGAGGACGACUGCACCUCUCUUCUCUCCCGGCUCGGCUCCGACUCUCCUCGUCCUCGGAUGAAGUAUGGAGGGAUGUUCUGCAGCGUUGAAGGAGCUUUUGAGAACAAAACUCUGAACUUUGAAUCAUUCAGUCCACAGACGCAGCGACGCCGAGCCACUCGAACCCGAAUCGACGCCCAUGAUGGAGGAGAGGUGUUGAGAGGAGGAGGAGGAGGAGGAGGACAGACUGUGGUGUUUCCCUCUGGACACACCUGGGAAAACCAUGGCAAGGGAGAGAAAACCGGAAGUCCACUGUGUGUAUAUUGUCGUGAACGUGACGUCAGAAGUGACAGCAACAACAAAAGCGGACUGUGUGUGCGCGCGCGUGUGUGUGUGCGCGGGCGAGCAGAUCAAUCGGCAGAUCACAGAUCGAUCAGGAUGUCUUUCCAGAACAAGAAGAGCAGCGCGAGACCCGCGGGCGACCGUCUGAUCAUCAAAGGAGGAAAGAUCGUCAAUGACGACCAGUCGUUCUACGCCGACAUCUAUGUCGAGGACGGGAGCAUAAAACAGAUUGGUGAGAACUUAAUAGUCCCAUCUGGUGUGAGGACGGUGGACGCGUACGGUCAGCUGGUGAUUCCCGGAGGUGUUGAUGCCAACACCAACCUGCUUGCUCCGCAGAAAGGCCUGAAUCCAGCCGAUGACUUCUACCAGGGAACCAGAGCCGCCUUGUGCGGAGGAACCACCACGAUCAUGGACCACGUGCUGGUGGAGCCAGGGACUAGUUUACUGUCAGUGUUCGAUCAGUGGAGGGAGACAGCAGAGCAGAGGGCGUGCUGCGACUUCUCUCUUCACCUGGACAUCACUCGCUGGCAUGAAGGACUGUACGAAGAGCUGGAGACGCUCGUCAAAGAUAAAGGUGUGAAUUCCUUCCUCUUCUUCAUGGCCUACAAAGAUAAAUAUCAGAGCUCUGACUCUCAGCUCUAUGAGGCGUUUGGGGUCCUCCGGGAUCUCGGAGCCAUCGCCCAGGUCCACGCUGAAAAUGGUGACAUCAUCGAUGAGGAGCAGAAGAAGCUUCUCUCUCUCGGCAUCACUGGACCUGAAGGACACGUUUUAUCUCACCCUGAGGAGGUGGAGACAGAGGCAGUGUAUCGGGCCAUCACCAUCGCUAAACAGGCCAACUGUCCGCUGUACGUUACCAAGGUGAUGAGCAAAUCUGCUGCUGAUACCAUCGCCAAAUCCAGGAAGAAAGGUAUGGUGGUGUAUGGGGAGCCAAUCACAGCCAGUCUGGCCACUGAUGGCUCUAAGUAUUGGUCCAAAGACUGGGCCACAGCUGCUGCUUUUGUCAUGAGCCCACCCCUCAACCCUGACCCUUCAACUCCACAGUACCUGACCUCUCUGUUAGCAUGUGGAGACCUGCAGGUGACAUCCAGCGCUCAUGCCAGCUUCUCAACAGCUCAGAAAGCCAUUGGUAAAGAUGACUUCACUUUGAUCCCAGAGGGAACCAAUGGCAUCGAGGAGAGGAUGUCGGUGGUCUGGGACAGAGCUGUGUCGACAGGGAAGAUGGAUGAGAAUGAGUUUGUCGCAGUAACGAGCACCAACGCUGCUAAACUCUUCAACAUUUACCCACGAAAAGGUCGUAUUGCUGUAGGAUCUGAUGCUGAUAUUGUCGUCUGGAACCCAAAGGAGACACGAACUGUUUCUGCAAAGACUCACAACCUGACGGUGGAGGUGAACAUCUUGGAGGGUUUGGAGUUUCGAGGCGUGGCAUCGGUGGUGAUCAGUGGAGGUCGAGUUGUUCUGGAGGAUAGAAAACUCAACAUGUCUGAAGGUUCAGGACGCUUUGUCCCCAGGAAGGCUUUCCCUGACGCUGUCUACAAGAGGAUCAGAGCCCGCAGCAAGAUGGCAGAGGCUCGCGGUGUUCCCCGUGGAAACUACGAUGGUCCAGUCCAUGAUGUCAUCAGUAUGACUAAAUCAGUCCCACCCACCCCGACCAGCAGAGGGCCUCCCUGUCCAAAAACCCAGACUGGUCCCCGAAACCUUCACCAGUCAGGAUUCACUUUGGCAGGAGCUCAGAUUGACGACCACAUACCUCGUCGCUCUGCUCAGAGGAUUGUGGCGCCCCCUGGUGGACGAUCCAACAUCACAUCUUUAUCUUAAAAAAGGAAGAAUCACUCAAAGUAUUCAAGUGUUACUUUUACCACAAGACACAACUAAACCCUACUGCAAAUCCUACAAUUAUACCACUAAUACUAAGCCCUGUAACAGUAGUACUUAAACUAAUACAGAACUCUACCACCAUGUUACAAAACCUACAAGUGUAGUACUUUGAUUAGUACUCAAUUCGCCAACUGAAGUACUUCAACUAGUACAAAAAACAAUAACAAACCAAUAACAAAGAUAAUAUUAAAUCCUAUAGUCUUACAAACCCUACAACUGCAGAAGUACAAAAUCCUGCACCUUCUGUACUUCAAAUGAAGCAUUCCUGAAUGUUACAACAGUGGCUCUACAACCUGACAGUAAGUGCUUCAUUGUACAAGUACUACUUUUAUUACAGUAGAACUUCAACUAGUCCUACUCUCUAAAAAAUGUCAAACCCUACAAGUACUACACAAUCCUACACCUACUCUACUUCAACUGUAGUAGUACUGAUUGUACUAUGGUACUACAACCCAUCAACAAGUACUUCACCCUACAACUAGUUUGUAGUUGUAAGGAUUAUACUUUAAAUCAAGUCAAGUCAUUUUAAGUAUUAUAGUCCUACUCAUGUGUAUUCAGUAAUAUUUCAUCUCAUCCUUCCUGAAACUCAUCACACGUUCUUUGUCUCUCAGCUCUGUCUGAUUAAGGCAGUAGUAGUCGCAGUAGCAGUAGUAGAAGUAUACAGGGAUAACCCCUGUACGUACCUUCUGUACGUACAGGGGUUAUCCACAUCACUUCAUCUGAAUAGAACUGAUUCAUUGUGGAUUUAAAAGCUCGACCAGUAUACUUCUCAGACUGGGUUUACUGGGUUUUCUCUGUGACAUACUAUGGUUGGUUGUUCCCAGACGUUUCCAAAUGUUUUUAUAGAUAACAAGCAUCAUCAAAAUAAUCCUUCUUUCUCCAUUCUUUCCAUAAACUUAGUCUGCUCAUUGUGCAUGAGAUUCAUAUUGUCCUGAAUCCAGUGAAGUCAUUACUUAUUAGUCUUAUUUAAGCUCUUGUAAUAAUCCCAGGUCCACAUCAGUCUUACACCUGUUAACCUGUUAGACCAUUCUAACAAUCUGUUAUCUAUUUAUCAGUCUGUGGUGGUAAUGUCUUCAGUCCUGAGAGUGUUUCUGUUAGUCAGAUUUAAUCUGGACUGCAGGUUUAGUGUCAGGAUGAACUCAUUGUAUUUUUCUUUUUAAUGUACUGAAUCAGUCAGUUUUAGUUGUAGAUAAAUUUAUUAAUUCAGUCACCUUUAAUCUCAGAGUCAAAAUUAAACUUUCAGACUACCACCAUUAGACGUUCAGUCAACUUCAAAACAUCAUCCUACUAUAAAUGGUGCUAAUUAAUCCAGUGGUAGGACAGGUAUGAAAACAGGAUGAAAACAAAGUGAUUCUGUCCCAAGACAAAUCUAAAUAAAAAUAAACUGUCCUACCCCCCCCCCCCCCCCAAAAAAAAAAAAAAACAAACAAAAAAAAAAACAAACCACAAACCUAAAAAACACUUCUGAUCUUUCAAGUUAAAACUACCCCACCCGCCACCCUGAACCCCCUCCAACCUCUGAAGGGAUUUUUAACACUUGUUGAACACUUCAUUUGAUAUCAUGAUCAUUUUGUAUUGUUUUUUUUUACAGUUUUUGUAUCCUGUAGUGUUAGCAUCGGUGAUUGUAGUGCACACACACAGUUCAUACACUGAACAGCCCACGGCUGCCAUGUUGUUGCCACGUUGUUACUAUGGAGACAACAUGUUUUUAUGACAAAAAAACAAAUCUGUACUUUAAAGGAAAAGCUCAACAUCAUGUAAAUCCUCUUCCCCUCUUUCUCUCUUAGGCUUAGAUGUUCAUACUGAACCUACUCUCUCGUCUGUACAGUAAAUAUGAAGCUGAAGCUAGAGCCUGGUUAGCUUAGCUCAGCAUAAAGACUGAAAACAGGAAGAAGACCUAGUUUAUCUUAGCAUAAAGACUGGAAAUGGGGAAGCAGUUGGAUUACAGAUGUGGCUCCAACAUGGUGGCAAAGUUCCUGCAGGCUGAACUGUUUCUGUAGCAGUCAGGUGUUUUUCUGUCCUUACAGAUGCACUGGAGCCAACAUGGAGGACACAAACUCUUUGUAUACACAGCAAUCUUGUGCAGACAUGUACAGGUGUGUAUAUGAGGGGGGGUUACCAUGGUAAUGGUGCAUCUGUUGUUGUCCCUGUAGUGAAUGUAGAACUACUUCCAGUUGGGAUGAGAGCUGCAUGAAUAAACUGUGAAGGGAAAAUAAACAGAGUGAGAUGUUGGUUUUUA